Molecule: messenger RNA, 390 nt
Organism: Aspergillus affinis
Lineage: Eukaryota; Fungi; Ascomycota; Eurotiomycetes; Eurotiales; Aspergillaceae
Product: mitochondrial 54S ribosomal bL33m domain-containing protein
Exons: 2
Coding region: 1-390 (129 amino acids)
Biological process (GO): translation
Cellular component (GO): mitochondrion
Source: RefSeq, a predicted model, not a curated record
AUGACUAGCGGUAAUUUACUGCCUGAGGUUCCUCUGGACGCCAAGCCCUCUCAUGCGGGCCAGCCAAGUCACGUGCCGUCAUGCCGGCCUCGCCCAAGUUUCUCCGCCGGAAGCGCCCGUCGUCAAAGAUCGAUUCUUGGAUCGAACGACUUCCAUCCCUCCACCCCUCCCUCUUCAUCCCCGCGUCCUCUGGUCCAAGCCAUCAUCAUGGCCAAGAAAGGCAAAUCGCGUACCCUCCCUGUUCGGCUCAUCUCGAUGGCCAUGACGGGCUACUUCCGAACGAUGAUCAGGCCCCGUACCCACCGCCCCUUGAGCAUGCUCAAGUACGACCCCGUCGUCAAGAAGAAGGUGCUGUUCCUGGAAGCCACCAAGGGCGGCCGUAACCGAUGA